Molecule: messenger RNA, 1578 nt
Organism: Gongylonema pulchrum
Lineage: Eukaryota; Metazoa; Nematoda; Chromadorea; Rhabditida; Gongylonematidae
Source: the annotation of a GenBank genome assembly
ACACAUUAUCCACGGCUGGACCCGUUUGAAUAUGUAAUGUUCGGGAAAGUAUAUCGUAUCGAAGGUGAAGAAUCAAAUUCGGAGACCAAUACGCUAGCUGCAUAUGCCUCGUUUGGUGGCCUGCUGAUGAGGUUGAAAGGAGAUGCGAACAAUUUGCAUGGCUUUGAACUUGACUCAAACAUUUAUUUGCUAAUGAAAAAAGUUGAAGUAGCCAUGAAGCCUGAGAAGUUGUGUGAUGUUUCUGAAGCUGAAAAAGCACGGCAAAUGCUACAGCAUCUCGAGGAAUCGGUAGAUUUUUUUUUAUCAUUUUGCUUCGAAACGGUUUUUAUCCUUUUUACAUAUUUUCAGAAAACAAAAUUAAAAAAUUAUCAGCAUUUGGUGCAUGCCAUGGAAGUGGGUGAUUUAAGUGAAGAUCUGUUGGAGCAUUGUCCAAAACUUGCACAAGUUAUGAAAGAAAACGAGAAACUCCAAUACAGAGCACAGAUUCUCAAAAAAAGUAUAAAUGAACAGGAACGAAUGAAUAAUGAAUCGGCUAGUAGCAAUUCACGAGCACCUGUAGAAAAGAAACCGAAAUCGGAGAAUUCCGCGAAGAAAAAUGAUCAGAAAUCAACUGGGAACGGCAAAGCUGAAAUAUCCAAAGAAACGAAAAAAUUCAGUUAUGUUCGUGUGCAUGAUUUUGGAAGUUCCGUAUUAUGCAUGUUGCGCGAGCAUUUUUCGGAAACUGUUUCGAAGCUCUAUCCUGAAAUAAAUUCGGUUCCAAUAUUGGUAGUAGAAACGCAACAAGCGAAAUUUGGUGAUUAUCAGUUUAAUUCAUCGGCAAUAAUUGCUCAGAAACUGAAACAGAUUGGCCGCAAAAUAUCACCACGUGAAAUAGCACAAGCAAUAGUGGAAAAUCUGCCGCAAUGUGAUUACAUCGAGAAGAUGGAAGUUGCCGGUGCUUUCUACGUCAAUGUAUUUUUGAAGAAGAAUUAUAUUGCUUCUUGCAUUGCAAAUAUUGCUUUAAAGGGUAUCCAAAUACCGAAAAUUGAAAAACGUCGUGUUAUUGUUGACUUCUCAUCACCAAAUAUUGCCAAAGAAAUGCAUGUUGGUCAUUUACGAUCGACGAUUAUUGGCGAUAGCAUAUGCCGCUUGCUGGAAUAUGUGGGAUUUGAUGUUCUUCGGCUGAAUCAUAUUGGCGAUUGGGGCACACAAUUUGGCAUGCUUAUUGCACAUUUGCAGGAUUGUUUCCCAAAUUUCCUAAAUGAAGCGCCUCCAAUCUCAGACUUACAGGCCUUUUAUAAGGAAUCGAAAAAGCGUUUUGACAGCGACGAAGCGUUUAAAGCACGUGCCUAUGACUGUGUUGUAAAGCUGCAGAAUUAUGAUCCGGAUUUUGUGAAAGCUUGGCAACUGAUUUGCGAUGUCUCUCGGAAGGAUUUUAGCCGAAUUUACGAUCGGCUGGAAAUAGAAAUUAUUGAACGAGGCGAAUCGUUUUAUCAAAAACUUAUGAUCGAACUAGUCCAGGAGCUCGAUGAACAGGGUAAACCCCUCCUUUUUCUUUUUCUGAUGCUUCAAAGGAUUUUGCAGUCAACCUUGUUGACA